Messenger RNA from Physcomitrium patens, 2670 nucleotides. RefSeq lists its product as uncharacterized. Gene Ontology annotation, molecular function: protein binding; sequence-specific DNA binding. Gene Ontology annotation, biological process: DNA-templated transcription. The record is from RefSeq and is a predicted model, not a curated record. NCBI's taxonomy places the organism in Eukaryota, Viridiplantae, Streptophyta, Bryopsida, Funariales, Funariaceae.
UUGACAAAGAUACAGAAGCGUCAUCGCCAUCGUCGGACCUAGAAAGUCUAGCCUUCUCGACAUCCCUCAAUCCAAGUUUCAUCCUUUGCAGAUUCUUUUUGCCGGAGCUGACCAAGCUUUCCCUUCUAUUGCUCACGUUGUACCCGGGAACUCUACCAGAAUCGUGAAGGAUCGGCCGCACAGCAAAUUCAAUUCCAUCCCAUCCAGACAACUAAUGAGAAACCUCGCCUCUUGAGAGUUGUUUAGCUGUGACUUGCAAACUAUUUUUUGUGGUUUGAUUUCGUAGUUUUUGCAAGGACUUGCUUGGGCUUUUCAGUUGGUUCCUUAAGUUAUCGCUCCUACGGGGGAGCUGAUACGGAAUAUUGGUCGGUGUCUAAAGUUUUCCUGCACUCGUGUUUGAGGAUUAAGAGGGCGGCUCACUUGGUCCGCAACAUUUGAUGCGGGUUUAUUGUACCGGAUUACUGUCCACUGCUCUUCGAGACCUCGAAUGGCAAAAUUGCAGCAUAUUCGUCUACCUUGUUUCUGAGAGAAAGGAGCAGGAAUAGUUCACCAUAUUGUUUAGUCUAUGGUGCAGCCGAGCAUAAAAAUUGGUACUAUGGUGUUAGUUGAUGAGCAGUCAGGAAUUUUUGAAGCGGGUACAAAGGAUGUGAUGGGAACCGAAGGGCUAGCAUACAUGGAACUGUGAGAGACAAAAGGUCGAGUUUCUCACCCUUGGGUUUCUGAGGAAGGGCAGGUAGCCAGGAAUCAUGCGAGGACCGGUGGUAGAUACGAAUACCCACAGCGAUGUUAUAGACGAAGACAUGAUGGGGGAUGCGGCGAGAUUGACUCUCUAUCCAUCGAAAGCCAAGGUGCCGAUCGAUAUGGGCGAUGAAACUGAAAGCAAACCUUCUUACUUGUCCAUCCCCUCAUUUCGGAGGUUCCACAACGUGUGGGUAGGUCAGGAAGAUGCUCUCCUUUCUGAGCUUAAGGCAGCGCUAGAGAAUCCAACAACUGAGCAGGGAUUUGCUAGGUUGGUGAGGAAGUGCUACCAGCAUUUCUCGGAGGCUGUGAAUGCAAAGAUUCGAGCUUCGCAUGAGGAUGUCACGUACGUGACCUCCGGGGCGUGGAAAACUCCAUUAGAAGCAGGGUUGAUGUGGAUGGGCGGGUGGCGCCCCAGAACCGCCAUAGUGUUGGCCUAUUCCUUGAUGGGCAUCCAAAUAGAGAACGAGCUGCAGCAGCUGCUGGAAGGCAUCAUCUUGCAGUCCAUGGCAACGCUCACAGCUAAGCAACUUGCUAGGUUGGAUGCAAUCCAGCAAUAUACUUCCACAAAAGAGAAAGAAAUCUCAAACCGUCUUUCUGUGCUACAGAUUUUGGUGGCAGAUCAGCAAACUAUUCGAGCUACCAUUGCUGAUCCUCCCAGUGAAAGCUCCAACAUGGCGGUAACCAGGGAUGCAAUGGAGCCCAAGCUAACUGGGCUUCAGGAUCUAUUUAUAGAAGCUGAAAAGUUGAGACUGCGAACCCUUCAAGAGCUUUUCGCUGUGCUGAGUCCCAUCCAAGCAGCUCAGUAUAUAGUUGCGGCAAUCCAAGUGGCGAAGGCCUUCUGUAAGCUCGGUGAACAGUUCCAAGAGGCACAUUCUGGAGAUGCGAAUGGACGAUCUUCUAGAGAUUCUGGAUCGAAUGUCUGGGACAUUGCAUUUCAAGGAGAUGUGAAGCGACUACGAGAAGCUCUGGAUAUGGGCUUGGAUCCAUCUGAUAUAGAUUAUGAAGGCCGAACACCUUUACACCUCGCUGCAGGGAAAGGCCAUUUAGAGUGUGUAGCUCUACUGGUGGAGAGAGGCGCUGAAAUCAAUGUCAAAGAUAAUGAUGGAGUGACCCCACUUUUGGACGCGUUGAAAGGGGGACACGAUGAGGCUGCAAAAUUCCUUCGAAACAAUGGAGCGAGGCCUGACGUUAAGGACGCUGGUAAUGAGCUGUGCAAGGCAGCAGCCUGUGGGGAUAUGGAGUUCCUGGAGAGGCUUGUGGAGGCAGGCGUGGAUCCCAAUGAGACAGACUAUUCUCAACGGACACCGCUGCAUAUUGUAGCAGCCGAAGGGACAGCCAAAGACGCAGAGUUUCUGGUGCACAAUGGCGCUGAUGUGCUUGCCAAAGAUCGGCAUGGAUACACGCCUGUAGAUGAAGCACGGGAUACCAAUAACAAUGCCACUUUGCGGGUCUUGGAAGCCGCGGUCUUGCAACGUCAGCAAGAGUUGGACGACGAAGACGACACUUCUGAUGAAACCAGUAGUUCUUCUCCUUUCGACAACAAAGAUGAUGUGGACAUGGUGUUGACGGAAGAAGAUCAGUGCUCUGCGUGCUAAAACAUAUUCACCGAUGCUAGCUGCAAACUAUCAGAGGAAGGAAGAAUACUUAAAAGCCAUCCUCAUCAGCACCGUGCUGUUGUAAGUUUCACGAUUCUGGGUGAGUUCGAAAGCAGUUUAAAAUAUGAAAUAUGAAGAAGUGUAGCUCUGUGUGUGUUUGGUACGCCAAAGAUGAAGAAGAUAUAGUAUUAGCCAUUCUAGACCAAUGGAUAAACAUCAAUCAUAUUGAAUCUUUGCAAGAUUCAUCUAAUAUACAUUAGUUGGUAGAGAAAAAUGCUUCUAUUUGUGAGAUGCAUAAUCUGAAGAUCAAUGCAAAAAGUUGUUUUUUCUAGCA